Pygocentrus nattereri (red-bellied piranha) is the source of this 754-nucleotide messenger RNA. RefSeq lists its product as uncharacterized. Gene Ontology annotation, biological process: response to bacterium. The record is from RefSeq and is a predicted model, not a curated record. The coding region runs from base 1 to 690 and encodes 229 amino acids. NCBI's taxonomy places the organism in Eukaryota, Metazoa, Chordata, Actinopteri, Characiformes, Serrasalmidae. The transcript is spliced from 6 exons.
AUGUGGUACAAACAAAGACUGGAGCAUGCGCCACUGGAAGUGGGAUCACAGUUAGAGGGAAAGUCGGCCGUGAUUUCAGAUCAAUUUGACAGAUCAAGAUUUAAACUCAACAGAACUGCGAGUGGCAUUUCUCUCAGUAUUGAACGCGUCACUAAAGAAGAUGAAGGAAUGUACUUCUGUGGAGCGACUGGAAAGAAAACGCUGGAGUUCUCUACUGCUACAUUCUUAGCGGUCACAGGGCAGUUAAACACCUCAGUGCUCCAAACUGCAGUACAGUGCUGCUCUCUGUAUGAGUUCUCUAAGAACAUCCUCGACCAGCACCAUACUGGAACUUACUACUGCGCUGUGGUGGUUUGUGGGAAGAUCAUCUUUGGCAAUGGAACAUCAGUAGAACUGAAAGAUCCUGUAGUUCCUGUAAUGCUGACUCUGGCAGUUUUCUCAGCAGUGUGUGUGGCUGUAAUCUGCACUCAAACCAUUUUAAUCCAUAAACUGAGAAAAUCUGAACACUGUGCUGAGAGAGUUCAGCAGGGGGCUGUGAGUGAGUGGACCACCAGACAGGACUCUGACUCUGAGGAGUUUGAUUUCACUGCAUUACGUUUCUCUGAGAAGAUGAAGAGAAGAGCACUAAAGGAGAAAGUUUUCACCCGAGUGAGAUUCUUCCCUGUUUCUGACUACAGAGCACUUCAGUAAAGCUGUAUUACACCACAGGAAAGAAGUCUUACUGAGUUCAUGUAGUCAUAUAGACUCUCUGUGU